GGUAACCAUGGUGACCGUCAACACUUGGAGUCGUUCGCUGGGGACAGCUAUAAGCACGUUUUGCGAAGUAAAAAAAGCGCACAUUUCCGACAUGGCGUUACCUUUUCUACCCGGAAAUUCUCCAAAUAUAAACCUGCUGAAGGAGAAAUUUCACAAAUCCCAACAUUUCGACUACUCGAGUGGGGUGCCUCUGCUGGCCGGAAUAGAGAAGCCAGGCAUCGGAGGUGAGUUGUUGCUGGGACAGCGGAUCAAACCAAAAUCUUCCGUCUAUCCCAAAGUAGCAACCGGUGGUUUGCCGUCAUGGGUUGCCUUUGACAAACAGGCCCUGUGUUUUGAGGCGUAUUUCCAGGAAACGGUGCCAGACAUUCCCAAUGAGACCAACAGAAUCCGCAAAUGUAAAAUCUACUUCUACCUGGAAGAUGAUACCAUACAAGUGGUUGAGCCAGAGUACAAAAACAGCGGAAUUCCUCAAGGGACUCUGAUUCGCCGCCAACACAUCCCGUUGCCACCACCCAAGCAGGAGCAGUUCUAUAACGUGUUCCACUUUAACCUCAACCAGCAGAUGGUACUGUUCGCCCAAACGUUCACGGUGACCAACUGUGACCAGUUCACAAGGAACUUUCUCACUAAAUGCGGGGUGAUACUCAAUGACCCCGUUGCUGUGCCCGAAGACCCUUACCGUAGCCUCCGGGAAAAGAUGGAGAAAAGCAUGAGUCCAUUGCGGCCGUAUGAGAGGCGAGACACUCUUAAACAGUUCUUGGAGUACGACUGCAAAGUCCUGCGCUUCUUCUGCUUCUGGGAUGACACCCAGGCCAUCUACGGGGAUCUCAGAGAGCUCGUGUUGCACUACUACCUGGCUGACGACACAAUAGAAAUCAGGGAAGUCAUCCCACCAAAUUCCGGUCGAGUCACAGCAUCCAAAUUCCUACGUCGCAGCAAGCUACCCAAGCAUACUUCGAACCAGUUGAACCUACCCGGAGAGGUGACCGACCGCACUGUGCUUAAUGUGCUGGCCUCCACCAGACAAGGAGACCGCUUCAUACUGGACAGCCUCAAAACUGGAGCCAUCCAAGAGGAGUUUUAUAAGGAUUGUGAUUUGAAAGUGGGCGGCGAAUUGAACGUGUGGGGCAGGAAAGUGAUCAUUGCUGACUGUGACGACUUCACCAAAGACUACUACCGCUACAAGUAUGGGAUAGAGGACUUUAACCCGGUGAAGUACAAAGCUCCCGUAGCCCCCAAGCCUCCCAAGCUUGUACCUCCUUAUAAUGGCUUUGGCUCAGAGGAGGACUCACUAAGCUCUUGCCAGCGCCUGCUGCCCAAACCCCCACAGAAAGAUCUCCAUAAAUUCAUGGAACAUGACAGAUGUGGCCUUGAGAGUAAUGUGCUCAAGUACUAUGCCAAGAUGGUGACCACCAGUCAAGUGGAUAGCGAGAGGGAGUUCAUCAUCUCCUUCUACCUGAGCGACGACUCUAUCAGUGUGUUCGAACGCUCUCAGAAGAACUCAGGUGUGCUCGGCGGCAUGUUUCUGGCACGCGGUCGCGUCAAGAAGCCGGGCCAAGAGUUGUUUAAGAGCGAGCCCUCCGAGUACUUCAUCGCUCAAGAUUUAUACGUAGGAGCAACCCUCUGCCUUAACAACAGACUAUUCCAGCUGCUGGAUGCUGACGAAUACACCUUGAACUACCUGGAGCAACAUGCCGAGCAGUUUCCCAAAGCCAAUUUUGGCACCAUCCUGGCUAAACUGCGGUCAAUUCCGGAGGAGAAGCAGCGUGAGAUCAGGAACUUUCUGAUGCUUAAUGAUCCAACCAACACUGGAUUUGUCACCUUUGAGUCGUUCAGGGGCCUGCUGAUGGCAACGGAGUGCGGGCUGAGUGAGCAUGAGGUUCUGGUGCUGGGUCGAUCUUUCUCUGAGCACCAGCAGCCUGAAGCGGAUGUCGGCUUGAUGCUGGCUGUGGCCCAGGACGUCCUCAAGAAGAAGGACUUUGACCAGAUCGCUGACAUGACCCGAGUGUUUGAACACCACGACCUCACCAAAACAGGACGCACUUCCAUCAAAGAGGCAAUGAACAUCUGCAGAACCUUCCAGGUCCCCCUCUCUGACAACCUGCUGACAUGUCUGCUCCAAAAGUUUGCAGACGGGGACCAGAUAAACUACAACACCUUACUGGAUGGCAUCAACUGGUUAAAUCAUCCUGCUCCCCCGGUGAUGCCUGACGACCUCCUAAAAUUUGACGUGAAGCUGCGGCGUGAUGCCAGCAGAGUGAAAAGCAUCAAUUACUCCUCCCUGGUGCAGAAAGUGUUCCCCGGCGUCUCCAACACGGUCGAUCCGGAGAGCGCGGCAUCAGCGUAGAUGGUUGUGCUCAAUAACACGCGCAACAAAAUGUGAUGCAUGAGCGUGGGAAAUUUUUUUACAUCACACGCACGCUUUUUAAAAGUGUGUUAUAUCAGGCUAGAGCUACCAACACUGAGCUGAAUUUACGAGAUAGAAAAUUGGCUACAGCGGAGGAUCACUGCUAUCAGCUCACAGCUGUGGAAACAACAGGUACUGAUGAGAUGCGACAGUUUUAUGUUAUUUUUGUAAUGUCUCUGAAUCAGUGGCUAUCAAACUCUGUGAACCAUAGCUUGUGCAUCCGCAAGGUCCUAUGUCAGGACAAUUAAAACCUCUGGUAUGAUUCUGACCUUUCCUCAUCUUACAUUCCUAAAGAAAGUUUUUUUGUUUUUGUUUUUCAUAAUAGACAUAGUAUUUCAAGAUAAUGUCCUGUUUUUUUUUUUACCUCAACUUAUGAGUUGAAUUUGUUAUGAACAAGCUUGUAACUCAAUUUACGUUAAAAAAAAAAAAAAAAAAACACAUUUUAAAUUCCUGUGGCAUUUAGACAUUAUGUUAUGUUUAAUUAGCAUUAGGAAAGUGAGGGGGGGGGGGGGGGGGUGGGGGGCCACACCCAAGAAGUUUGAGGACCCCUUGCUCAAACAUCAGAGUGGAAGCUCAUGUCAUGUGGAAAGCUGACCAUUUUGUUGUAGUUGGUUGGGGUUUGCAAUCUCAUUACCGGUAGUAGUAGGUGGCAUAAUAUGGAUGCCCAGCUCCUCCUCCUUGAAAAUGUGUGUGAAAAGUCUGAAUCGGAAUAGACCUCAUCAUUAAUAAAGUUCAAAU
Messenger RNA from Hippocampus comes (tiger tail seahorse), 3145 nucleotides. It is a transcript of the gene efhc2, whose product is annotated as EF-hand domain (C-terminal) containing 2. The coding region runs from base 8 to 2347 and encodes 779 amino acids. Gene Ontology annotation, biological process: regulation of neuron projection development. Lineage: Eukaryota; Metazoa; Chordata; Actinopteri; Syngnathiformes; Syngnathidae. The transcript has 15 exons. Gene Ontology annotation, cellular component: microtubule. The record is from RefSeq and is a predicted model, not a curated record.